UAACCGACUCUCUUUUGCAAGGCAAGAAUCGCCGUUGUUUAGCGUUUUUUCUCCGAGAAAAUCGGGCAAGGAAUCCGUUUUUCUAAAUCCUCUCAAAAUCUUUCCUGAAUUUCGUAAUCCACACUUUUCUCUCUCUGUUUCUUUCUUUUUCUUUUCAAUUUCUUGUUUGGAUUUCGAUUUCAAUUUGGAGGAUUUGGAUUUCCGAUUCAACAAUCAUAUAUUGGAGGUUUAAAUUAUGCAGCGACUCGUCGACACCGUCCUGGCUGUGGCCAAAGAUGCAGGUCGGUGAAGACGUUCACUUACGAGUCUCUGCAUAAUAUUGUGAGGCUGAUAAAUGGAUUUUCGGCACUUUUGUUGACAUUUUUGCCAGGGAAAGCAAAUAUUCUUGAAGGUAUUCAUGGCUGGGAGCUUAGGCCAACUUUUCGUGGACCUCGAUUCCCUCGCUGGAUGGACAAUGGGGUGUCCUCUUUCAACAAAUUCAUUCAUGAACUGUCCGUGGAUUCUGGUACAUCAAGCCCAGAUUACUCAUCAGCAGAAGAGGAUGGUGAUGCAGUAUGUCCUCCGUCACCGUCUUCUUAUAGUUCACGAAUCUCCCGUGCCAGUUCUUUCACCAGGAAUGGUGGACACUCAACAGGAUUUAUUAUGCUCUUAUUCUCUUGGAUUCUCUUUCCCGUGAGGUUUCUGCUGGGAAUACCAUUAUGGCUUUGUCAUUUAUUUUACAAAAGGGGGUCAACAACCUACUUAACGAGGGGAAGCAACAAGCCUUCACGAUUGCAUUCAAUUAGAAGAAUGCAUGUUCCAAAGGAUCAUGUUAUUCAUCGUGCCACUGACAGGAGACGUGGAGUCAUUGAGGAUCUUCAUUUGGCUAUUGAGAUAUUCAUAGAGGCUAUAUUUGAUUUUUUUCACAAAGCUGCACAUCUUGUUCUUUCACCAUCAGAAGUUUUGAGAGUACUGUAUAGAUGGUUUUCAUAUCAGAGCAGCGGCAACGAAGACAUUUGCAAUAGCAUUUCAGAUGAGUCUGUCCCUACAGCUACACUUGGAGAGGAUGAUCCAGCUAUUACAGAAAAGAAAACUACUUUCCAACAGUCUCUAAAUACAGAUGCGAGGACAUGUCAGGAUGUCAUAACAGAGCUUGGGUACCCAUAUGAAGCCAUUCGGGUGAUCACUUCUGAUGGAUAUGUUCUUCUUUUAGAAAGGAUACCUAGGCGUGAUUCACGGAAAGCUGUUUACCUUCAGCAUGGGAUCUUGGAUUCAGCCAUGGGAUGGGUGUCUAAUGGGGUUGUUGGUUCUCCUGCUUUUGCAGCAUAUGAUCAAGGAUAUGAUGUUUUCCUAGGGAAUUUUCGAGGUUUAGUUUCUCGGGAACAUGUUGACAAGAACAUUUCCUCACGGAAGUAUUGGCAGUAUUCCAUCAAUGAGCAUGGCACUGAGGAUAUUCCAGCAAUGAUAGAGAAAAUCCACCAAGUUAAAACUGCGGAACUGAAGAUUAGCCAGCCUGAUCUUGAGGAAGAAAUAAACGGUGAUCAGCCUUACAAACUCUGCGCAAUUUGCCAUAGCUUGGGAGGAGCCGGCAUGCUCAUGUAUGUUAUAACGCGUCGUAUUGACGAAAAGCCGCACAGACUGUCCAGAUUGAUUUGUUUGUCACCUGCUGGUUUCCAUCAUGACUCCAAUCUAGCAUUUACAGCUGCAGAGUAUCUGCUCCUUGUGCUAGCCCCUAUUCUGGCACCUAUUGUUCCCGGCAUAUACAUACCAACAAGAUUCUUCCGGAUGUUGCUAAACAAGUUGGCUCGGGAUUUCCACAACUACCCUGCAGUUGGAGGACUGGUUCAAACCUUAAUGAGUUAUGGUGCUGGUGGAGACAGCUCAAACUGGGUAGGAGUAUUAGGGUUGCCACACUACAAUAUGAAUGACAUGCCCGGACUAUCAUUGUAUGUGGCCCACCAUCUUGCACAAAUGAAACAUGCAAAGAAAUUUAUAAUGUAUGAUUAUGGAAGUGCAUCUGCCAAUAUGAAGGUGUACGGAUCACCGAAGCCUUUGGACUUGGGCGAAUUCUAUGGACUUAUUGAUAUUCCUGUGGAUUUGGUUGCUGGGAAGAAGGACAAUGUGAUUCGGCCUUCGAUGGUCCAACAGCAUUAUAGGUUAAUGAAGGAUGCAGGUGUGGAUGUAUCAUAUAGCGAGUUUGAAUAUGCUCACUUGGACUUCACAUUUUCCCACCAUGAAGAGUUGUUAGCCUAUGUGAUGUCCGCUCUGAAGCAAGCAUUUAAUCAGAAGACCUCAAAGUUGAAGAGAAAAGGGCAGACACAUACUUCUUAAUGGAUGAACUAUAUACAUGUUGUAUCUUUAGAAACAAUGUUGUAUAUGAUUGAGUGGGUAACUGAAUAGAUCCAAUUAGAUCUAUCUAUACACCUUCCAGUCCAGUGUAAUUAUUGAUAGAGCAGCAGAAUGUGUAAGCUCCGUGGGGAAAUAUGAUUCACAUCCCAAUCGGAAGUUGCAGUCAAAACUUGUAUAUUUGAUGUAGGAGAGUUGCCUGUUGGUGCUCUGUAACAUUUGUAUUGCAGAGAAAUGAUUUCUGAAUGUCGAUGUCUCUCUCUUUUUCUUUUUUU
Molecule: messenger RNA, 2600 nt
Organism: Jatropha curcas
Lineage: Eukaryota; Viridiplantae; Streptophyta; Magnoliopsida; Malpighiales; Euphorbiaceae
Product: alpha/beta-Hydrolases superfamily protein
Biological process (GO): lipid metabolic process
Source: RefSeq, a predicted model, not a curated record